AUGAAGCUUUUUAAGUUUUUGGCCGUUUUUGCUCUUGGUUCAGCAAACUUGGCUGAAGCAGAGGACAAUUCUGUGAUUGUAGGAGUCCUUCAAAGGGUGAUGGAGAAAGGAGCGCACCCAGAUACGGCUCAGCAAGCUUUAGACGUCGUUGGAGGAGCAGAUGAGUUUCUCGAGACUUUGGAAACAACUGAUAACGAAAUUCUCCAACACGAAAUCGACGUUCGAGGAGGUCUGGAUGCUGUCAAAGCUCGACUUGCAGAGCUCUUUUCUGCUCCAAGUUCUGCCAUUGGCAAUGGAGUCGCAGCCUUGCGGACUCUUUUUUUUGCUGGGCUAAUGAUGAUGCUGCAAAAUUAG
Molecule: messenger RNA, 354 nt
Organism: Oikopleura dioica
Lineage: Eukaryota; Metazoa; Chordata; Appendicularia; Copelata; Oikopleuridae
Source: the annotation of a GenBank genome assembly